This is a messenger RNA of Staurois parvus, 522 nucleotides long. The record is from the annotation of a GenBank genome assembly. Lineage: Eukaryota; Metazoa; Chordata; Amphibia; Anura; Ranidae.
CAGAUUAUUUUUUACGAGGACAGGAACUUUCAGGGAAAGUCCCAUGAAUGCUCUGGUGACAAUGCAGAUCUGCAUUCUUACUUUGCACGCUGCAAUUCAAUCCGUGUAGAGAAUGGCUGCUGGGUGAUCUAUGAACGUUCCAAUUACAUGGGACAUCAGUAUUACCUGAAGAAAGGAGAUUAUCCUGACUAUCAGAGCUGGCUGGGUUUGAAUGACUCUAUUAGAUCUUGCCACUCAAUCCCUCUUCACCGUGGUUCUUACAGAAUAAGACUUUAUGAGAGAGAAGACUUUCGUGGUCAGAUGAAGGAAUACCAAAAUGAUUGCUCUAACAUCUAUGAAAGCUUCCAUGUUCAUGAUGUUCUAUCCUGUAAUGUGCUUGAGGGCUACUGGAUAUUCUUUGAGGAAUCUGGCUUUAGGGGAAACCAAUACUUCCUGAGACCUGGAGAAUAUAGGAGAUAUAGCAGCUGGGGAGCCCCAAAUUCCAGAGUUGGAUCUUUGAAAAAAAUCAUGGACUUUUAUUAG